AUGACCGCUCUGCACACUCAUCUUGCUUCUGGCUAGAUUUAAUACCCACAUCAUGGAUAUAAGAUAAUUUGCAUAGAAAGAAAAAAGAUCUAAGCUCUGUACAGUUCAGGGGAUAAAGAUCAACAAUGAGUGAAAAGGAUGUAAUCUUUGUACGGGAAGGAAUCGCCCCUGCACCAAGCAAAGACUACUUUUAUCUUACCAUCAACAAGAGCAAAGAGUUGACCUUGCGUUCAUGGAACAUCAACCUACGAAUUGGCACAAAYCGUUCGCCUUCUCAAUCCAUAACCUCUUACCAAGAAUUCUUAGAGGCAAAAACGCUUCAGUCAGAGAUAGCACGAGUAUUCGGACGCGAGACACUCGACCAUGUCAAAGAUGUAUUGUCCGGUUCGAGUCAUGCAACAUUUGGAGAUUUGCCGGAAAAUGUUGUGAAAAAAAUAUGUCUGAAGCUGGAGUUGUGUGAAAUUGGCCGMCUUGGUCAGACUUGCAAACGACUGAAAUCCAUGUGUUAUAGCGAUGAUUUGUGGUUUCAUCUCCACCAAAGAUUYAACGAGUACGUAUCACCAGAAAUCAAGGACGUGGCCAAAAUUAUUGGAUGGAGAACGAUCUUCAUUUCAAGUGCACUGCACMURAGACGAUUCAAGGACACAUUUGACACGAAAUCUUUUGUUAUCUAGCAGGUUUUAAUUGAUUCGGAACCGUCUCACAUAACGGGUCAUUUSCCUGCUACAUAYUACAARUAAAUUAUUAUUUUUUCAAGCAUUCUUCAKCWGACAUUUAUCGUUUGGGGUUAUUUUUUUAUUUUGUACACACGUUUAAUAAGUCGGCUUAAAAUUGAAAUAAUAAGUAAAAUUAAAAUGCGGAAUGCUCAGYWACAKCAUGA
This is a messenger RNA of Exaiptasia diaphana, 880 nucleotides long. RefSeq names its product F-box only protein 36. Bases 126 to 674 code for a protein of 182 amino acids. Gene Ontology annotation, molecular function: protein binding. The record is from RefSeq and is a predicted model, not a curated record. The transcript has 2 exons. Lineage: Eukaryota; Metazoa; Cnidaria; Anthozoa; Actiniaria; Aiptasiidae.